Seriola aureovittata is the source of this 3041-nucleotide messenger RNA. Its product is annotated as protein-glutamine gamma-glutamyltransferase 2-like. Bases 96 to 2141 code for a protein of 681 amino acids. Gene Ontology annotation, molecular function: protein-glutamine gamma-glutamyltransferase activity. NCBI's taxonomy places the organism in Eukaryota, Metazoa, Chordata, Actinopteri, Carangiformes, Carangidae. The transcript has 15 exons. The record is from RefSeq and is a predicted model, not a curated record. Gene Ontology annotation, biological process: peptide cross-linking.
UGAUGCCCUUACACAGCGUGGUCAUUAACCAAUGAGCACAGGCUGCAGCUGAAGUGUCACUGUCCAAGUCAAGAGACAAGAAAGUCACUGCAGACAUGAGUCGAGUCUUGGACAUCAAGCGCUGUGAUCUGAAUAUUAAGAGUAACAACAGCAGCCACCACACGGAGCUGUAUGGAGAGGAGCGUUUGAUUGUGAGGAGGGGACAACCCUUCGUCAUCAUUUUACGUCUGAACUCUGACAGCAAAGACUUCAAACUGGGCGAAACAAGCUUCACACUCAUUGUUGAAACUGGUCCGUUACCCAGGAAACAAUCAGGCACUAAGUUUACCUUCAGUCUAGGUGACCACACAGUGGACACUGAGUGGAGUGCAUCUGCUAUUAGUAAUUCCCCUAGAAACACAGUGUCUGUGUCCAUCAGUUCCUCCCCUAACAGCCCCAUAGGAGUUUAUUCUCUGACUGUGGACCAGGAAGGGCAGAAGACCAGUCUGGGACAGUUCACCCUGCUUUUUAAUGCUUGGUGCCCCGGAGAUGCUGUUUACAUGCGCAGUGAGCCGGAGAGGCAGGAGUACGUCCUGGCGCAACAUGGGCAGAUCUACAGGGGGACGUGUAAACGCAUCACAGGGACUCCCUGGAACUUUGGACAGUUCGAACAGGGAAUACUGGAUAUCUGUCUGAAGAUCCUGGAUGAAAACCCCAAAUUUGUGUCUGAUGCUGACAAGGACUGCUCUGCCAGGAGAAAUCCUAUCUAUGUGUCCAGGGUGCUGAGUGCUAUGAUCAACAGUAAUGAUGACCGAGGGGUGUUGACUGGAGAGUGGGUAAAUUUUGUAGGUGGGGUUCAUCCAGGACUGUGGAUCGGCAGUGGGGACAUUCUGCGUAAGUGGGCAAAAAGUGGCCCCGUCAAGUACGGCCAGUGUUGGGUCUUUGCUGCUGUUGCCUGCACAGUGUCCCGGAGCCUGGGCAUCCCGUGUCGAGUGGUUACUAACUUUGGAUCAGCUCACGAUGGAAACGCUAACCUGGUGAUAGAAAACCUGUAUAAUGAAGAUGGUGAGAGAAUCGAUAGUGGUGAUUCCAUUUGGAAUUUCCAUGUUUGGGUGGACAGCUGGAUGACUCGUCCAGACUUGGGAUCUGAGUAUGAUGGGUGGCAAACCAGCGACCCGACCCCACAGGAGACAAGUGAUGGUGUGUGCUGUUGCGGACCAGCCUCACUGAGGUCCAUCAAGGAAGGAGAGCUGACCAAGAAGUACGACGCUCCCUUCAUUUUUGCUGAGGUUAAUGCAGAUGUUGUGGACCUGGUGCGCCAGUCAAAUGGAGAGUUUGUCAAGUUCAGUGGGUCGACUAACUCGGUUGGACGCUUCAUCAGCACCAAAGCUGUGGGCUCAGAUAAGAGAGACGACAUCACACACCAGUACAAGUAUCCAGAAGGCUCCAAGGAGGAAAGGAAGGUGUAUGAGAGGGCCAAGCACAACAACAAGCUACAGCAGCAAGGAGAAGUGCCGGGGCUCCAUCUCAAGAUCAAGCUUUCUGACAACAUGAUGGUGGGCUCAGACUUUGAGGUGUACGCUGUCCUCACUAACAACCUCAUGGAGGCGAGAACCUGCAACUUAAUGUUCUUUGCCAAAGCUGUCAGCUACAACGGGAGACUGGGAGAGAGCUGUGGAUUUACCUCAGACAAAGUGACGGUGCCCGCUGGAGAAGAAAGGCGCGUGUCCCUCAGACUGAAGUAUGAUAGUUAUGGAUCAGUCAUCAACUCAGACAGACUGAUCCAGCUGUCAGCCAUCGCCAUCAACAAGCAGACCAUUGACUACCAUAAGGCUGAGAAGACUAUUGUGUUAGAUGAGCCAGAGAUAAAGAUCAAGCUGAUGAAAGAAGCCACAGUGAACAAGCCUGUGACGGCAGAGAUGACCUUGUUGAAUACUUUACCAGAGCCGCUGAAGGACUGCAGCUUCACCGCUGAGGGGGUUGGCCUCACCGACGGCAAACCCAUAACAGUCAAGAUUGAAGCUGUGGGCCCCAAACAGGAAGCCAGAGCCAGUGUUAAGUUCACUCCCAGCAGCGCCGGCUCCAGCGUGCUGCUGGUGAACUUUGAUAGCGACAAACUGAGGAACAUCAAGAGCUUCAUCAAUGUUGUUGUGAAGUACUGAGCCAGUCUACAGAGUCUAACACCACUACUACUUUUUUAUUUUGUUGUUUGAUUGGACUUCAGUGUCUGCAGAUUACAGAGCCCCGAGGCAUCUAUUAAUAUUCCUCAGACUUAUUAUUCUUCCACCAAAUUUUGGCGCGUAACUCGUCCCAUACCUUUGAGAAAACCCCGGUAAUAUAUACAACAAAAUGUGCGUCUUGAUCCCGAAAGAGGGGCUAUGACUUUUGGUGUUAAAAUUCCAAUUUUUCCCCAAAGUUAUUCCCAAAAAACUGGGAAUAAAUAAUGCAUUAGGAAUGCAUUGGAAUAUUCUUUAAAAACCUACCAAAUGUUUAUCAGUUUUCAGGAUUUUAACCCUUUAAAUGCCAGUUUGAAGACAUGUUGCCUCUUCUUUUAUAAAAAAAAAAAAACACAGAAUAUGAGAUAUUUCCCACAUAAUACAUGAUGGAGGGAUGUGACAUUGUUUUAUAUCAGAGUCUUUUAUAUCAAGACAUUUCUCAAAACCAGAAUAUGAUCAGGGUGACUUCUGAACACUGGAAAUAAAUCAUGUACUCAUCCCGGCAGUAGCCCCCGUGGCACUCAAAAUUUCCCUGGAAUUUUCUAGUUCCACUUGUUAUUUUCAUCGACUUGUUAUUAUGCCAUCCAAAAAGGUAACUUUCUUUCUGAAUAAUUGAAUUUAGAAAAACAAUGAUCCACAUCCACUAACGAUAAUGUACAUUAGCUUCUGUAGUAGGCUACAAUAGAAUAAAUAGCUCACACAUUUAUUUUACUUGAAUGAUUAAUAAUGUUGUUUUGAUUUUGAUUUGGUUACAUUUAAAUUUCAGCUCCUUUUAGGAAACAUGUUGUUAAUGAUGCAGGAAAAAAAUCCACUUUGCCUAUGAAAAUAAAAUUUUGAAAAAUAAGA